Juglans microcarpa x Juglans regia is the source of this 1463-nucleotide messenger RNA. RefSeq names its product transcription factor bHLH96-like. The record is from RefSeq and is a predicted model, not a curated record. Gene Ontology annotation, biological process: regulation of transcription by RNA polymerase II. The transcript has 3 exons. NCBI's taxonomy places the organism in Eukaryota, Viridiplantae, Streptophyta, Magnoliopsida, Fagales, Juglandaceae. Bases 341 to 1354 code for a protein of 337 amino acids. Gene Ontology annotation, molecular function: protein dimerization activity; DNA-binding transcription factor activity, RNA polymerase II-specific; RNA polymerase II cis-regulatory region sequence-specific DNA binding.
UUGUUUGUAGAUUAAAUGUCUUUAAAGUCUCUGGGCUUUCUUCAUAUAUGGGGUGUAGAAUAUGAUGGAAAGGUGAGUUUGUUCUGUCUGUUGGGUACGUAGCUCUUUAAUUUGGGCAUAUUCCAAGUUGCCUUUUCCUUUGUUUUUCUCAGACUAAGGUUGCUUUUUCUUUUGAAUUUGGUGUGUUUCUUUGGGGAAAGCUAGCAGUAGUUCUCCCAGCUUUAAUUAAGUAUAGGUCGACACCCUUAAUCCCUGUCUUUCUUGUUUGUGUGUUUGUCUUACUUGUUUGUGUGUUUGUGAGAAUUAGACUAAAACUAUUCAGAUCAGAACGAUAAAAAAAAUGGCAUUAGAAGCUGUAAUUUACCCACGAGGUCCAUUUAGUUAUGGCUGCAAGGACUUUUACUACUUGGGAGGAGGAGCAGGAACUUGGGGCUGCAUCGAUGAUCUUGCUUUCCAAGAAGAUGAUGACAAAACCCUUCUUGGCUUUCUCGAUCACAACAACAUAGAGCAAGGCUUCCAAUCAAAUUGGGAUUCCGAAUCUCCUUCUGUGAUGCAAAAUGUCAAGGAGUGGGAUCCGAAUUCUUCCCCUGAGGCCUGCACAGAUGAUCAGUCACUCACAGGAAUAAGAAGUCCACCUCCGAGGGAAGUCCCGGCGCCGGCUGCGGGAACCACGACAUCUCGGCGCAAGAGAAAGCGCACCAAGAACAGCAAGAACAUGGAGGAGAUUGAGAAUCAGAGGAUGACCCACAUUGCUGUUGAGCGCAAUCGCCGUAAACAGAUGAAUGAAUAUCUUGCUGUGCUGCGGUCCUUGAUGCCACCUUCUUAUGUCCAAAGGGGUGACCAAGCAUCCAUAGUAGGAGGAGCAAUCAAUUUUGUAAAGGAAUUGGAGCAGCUGCUGCAGUCCAAGGAGGCACAUCAGAGGAGAAAGCAGCAAGAACCAGAAUCUUGCUUUCCUUCAUCACAACCUUUCGCACAGUUCUUCAUCUUCCCACAAUACUCGAGACGAGCAGCACAGUGCAGCAACACAUCUGCUGCAGAAAACGAAUCCAUGGCUCAGAAUCAGUGGGCUGCUGCUGCUGCGGAGGCAGACAUAGAAGUAACCAUGGUGGAGAGCCAUGCCAACAUCAAGAUACUCUCAAAAAAACAUCCCAGACAGCUCUUGAAAAUGGUGGCUGGAUUUCAAACUCUGGGGCUCACUAUUCUCCACCUUAAUGUCACCACUGUAGAUCAAAUGGUGCUUUAUUCUGUAAGCGUCAAGGUUGAGGAAGGGUGCCAGUUGAAUACGGUGGAUGAAAUAGCAGCUGCUGUUAAUCAAAUGCUACGAAGAAUUCAAGAAGAAGCUGCUUUCACCUGAAACCAGAAAACACUGUUUUUUUCUGGCUUUUUUGUUUAUUUAUAAUUUUACUUUUGUAAUUGGGGUUCUCUCCCUUCAGAAUGAAUUGACUCAAAUCUUAUUUUAUUUA